CGCUCUCAUCCUCUCGCGCGUCUCUCCGGUUGAUGCGGUGACUGAGACGGAGUCAGACUCACGGGAGGAAGAGGAGAGGAACCACGGAACCGGCUGCGCUCUCAGACCGACUCCGUUCCCGUCUCAUCCACCACCGGAACCGGUGCAAAGGAACUGUAAGAAGAGAACGACAGGAACACUUUUUUUUAGGUCAGUGUGACCGAGAGCUCAACAAGGGUUUCAGUCUUUCAAGACACCUCCCAGCAAACCUCUCCACUCGCUGUCUUAAACAAAAGGCAACUGUCAACCAACACCUUUCUCUUCCCUAAACACUUUGCUUUGGCCCGGAGAGCCAUGGCCUUUACCCUGUCUGAAAUCAUGGCAGCAAGGCGGCAGCAGUCACAAGCUCAGUCCCACACUCAGAGAGGCAGCAGGGUGGCUGUAGAAGUGGAUGAGUACAGCACUAACCCCACCCAGGCCUUCACAUUCUACAACAUCAACCAGGGACGGUUCCAGCCACCUCAUGUCCACAUGGUGGACCCAGUGCCUCAUGACACUCCGAAACCACCAGGCUACACACGUUUUGUGUGCGUUUCAGACACCCACUCUCGUACUGAUGCCAUUCAGAUGCCAUAUGGAGAUGUGUUUAUCCAUGCUGGGGACUUCACUGAACUGGGACUUCCCUCUGAAGUCAAAAAGUUCAAUGACUGGCUAGGUACCCUGCCCUAUGAUAUCAAAAUAGUUAUUGCUGGAAACCAUGAGUUGACCUUUGACCAGGAAUUCAUGGCAGAUCUCAUCAAGCAGGACUUCUACUAUUUUCCUUCAGCCUCCAAGCUGAAGCCAGAGAAUUAUGAGAACGUCCAGUCGCUGCUUACCAACUGCAUCUACCUGCAGGACUCGGAAGUCACCGUUCGCGGUUUCAGGAUCUAUGGCUCUCCAUGGCAACCCUGGUACUAUGGCUGGGGUUUCAACUUGCCAAGAGGUCAGGCUCUUCUAGACAAGUGGAACCAGAUCCCUGACAACACAGACAUCCUGGUCACACACUGCCCCCCACUGGGCUUCCUGGACUGGGUCCCUAAGAAGAUGCAGCGUGUCGGAUGCAUGGAGCUGCUGAACACCGUCCAGAGGAGAGUCCAACCCAAACUACACGUGUUCGGACACAUUCAUGAAGGCUACGGCAUGAUGACAGACGGCACCACAACAUUCGUCAAUGCCUCGGCCUGCACCGUUAACUUUUUGCCCAUGAACCCACCCAUUGUCUUUGAUCUUCCCAAUCCCAGGACCACAUGACUAGGAAAGGCUGGACCCAAGCCCCCCACAGCCGGUAAAGGGAAAGAAGUCCAGAGCGGUGGUCGUGACUGAUUGGUUGGUCACCACUAAUUCUGUAAAUAUGCAUCAGGCCUGGGUAAACGCCCCCUCCGGCUUUUAACGUUAUUUAUUGUCCCAAAAUGUCUCUGUGUGAAACUAGACCCAGGAAAAGCAGACACGAGCUGUUUUUAGGGUGAGACUGUCAGAAGUGGACGACUGGAUGCACUUGUGUCUUUGCUGCAGUGACAAUCUGGUGCUGCUCUAAGAGACAAACUAAAAAAGAAAUAACCUUUUCACUUCAUUAAAUUUAACUGUGAAACAAUCCAACGGCCCUUCUACAUGGGAGCUUUGGCCAAGACACAACGGAACGUUUGCCAAGAGGAUUUCACACCACGCUCCCUGCUUUUCAGCUUUCAUUUCCCAAGCCUUUCCCAAUUCCUCCUUCAACAAACUUUUUUCUUCUAAGCCUUCACUGUCCCUCCCCUGCUCACACCCACACCAUGCUGGAGUGGUUGUAUUCUGUUUCGAGGAUUUUUUUUCUUCAUGUUUAAUGUGAGAGACAUCAAAGCAAGCGUGCAAUGGCAAAAAGAAGCCUAUGCUAUCAACCCCCAGGUGAUCCUCUGAGCCGACUGGAAUAAGGAGAACGGCGUUCCGGGCCGGGUUGCUUCAGCUCGGCAUGUUGCUUCGGCUUCAUUCCGCUGUAGUUACAGUAUGUCAGUUUUACAACGACGGUGGGAGAAAGAGGUUUUUGGAACCUGCAAGCAACAAAAACUGACAAUAAAACUGAAAGGUGCUACAAGCUAACUCAGUGACUUGUUGAUGCUAACAGGAACAGGAAGUAGUGUUCGCUGUUUAUCAUGCUGAAGUGCUGAACCCUCCUUGUGUCUUUCAAGAAAGGCAAACCAGUGGUAAACUUACAAUUUCUUUGUAAAUGUCCUCCAUCAGAGUAAAAAAAAAAGUCUUUUUCCAUGCUGCUGAUGUGUUUAAAAAAAAUUAAGGUUGUUACAUCGCUUUGGUUAUACUUAAAUGUUUGAUGUGCUGUUUUUUUCUGCCCUUUCUGCUUGACCCCAUUUCACUUGUUAUAUUUUGUAUUUUAAAAAAGAAAGAGAACUAAGAAAGACAUCAGGAUUCUAUUUUUCCUGCUCUGUUUAACAGAUGGAAAUGAUGAUCCCACCAAGAUCAGGUCAUAAUUUGAGGUUUCCCAGUUCUCUGACAUGAAUGUUUCCCUGAAAUGCACUCAGCUGACUCAGUGCUCCAAAUCUGGCUAAAUGAACAUUCUGAGGAUGGGUUUGGAUUUAGAAACACUAAAACAUGAAUGUUUUGGAGUGACUUUUGAAAUGAUAUGUGCUCUGGGUCUGAUUCCAGGUGGAUGUUUGGUUUUGAGGAUAAAUUAAAGAUAAGUUUUCUGACUUUUUGUUAUAACAAGUAAAGAAACUUUCCUAUCGAGCUCUGCUGGUGAAACAUCUGGAAUUGAAGAGAAAACAAACUGUUGAGCCCGUUUUAUGAACAGCUCUCAACUCAAACAUCAUUAUAACAGGGCUCGAAUUACGCACAGGCUUCUGAGUGAGCCCCAUCAAAAUGCUAUAAUUGUGUGUGUGUGUG
This is a messenger RNA of Nothobranchius furzeri (turquoise killifish), 2889 nucleotides long. Lineage: Eukaryota; Metazoa; Chordata; Actinopteri; Cyprinodontiformes; Nothobranchiidae. The record is from RefSeq and is a predicted model, not a curated record.